Copidosoma floridanum is the source of this 2003-nucleotide messenger RNA. RefSeq lists its product as uncharacterized. Gene Ontology annotation, molecular function: damaged DNA binding. Lineage: Eukaryota; Metazoa; Arthropoda; Insecta; Hymenoptera; Encyrtidae. Gene Ontology annotation, biological process: DNA double-strand break processing involved in repair via single-strand annealing. The record is from RefSeq and is a predicted model, not a curated record.
UUGAUAACGUCUCCAACUCAAGAAUAAAACAAUAAUAUAUUAUCAACGUUGAGUGGGAUAAUCGGACUAGGAUCGGACUUAAGUGAACAUUGAGAUUUUGUGAGAAACAACAAGUAUCACAUGGAAAAUGGGAUCCACUGUCCUCAAAAAAACAAUGGAUUGGCGCCCGGUUUUGAUCGAACCCAACCUCCAACUCGCGUCAGAGUUAAUGGACGACGAAUUGAAACAGAAAUAUUAUGAUCAGAAUGAAGAAACUAAUUUAUCUUUGGAAAAUUUUACUCAUCAACUAGAAGAUGUUUUUCUAUUCUGUCACAAACUAGCAGAAGAAAGAAAUAGGUAUUAUGUGCUUGCGGAACGAUGCAUGAAGUACCACUGUAAGAGCCAUCAACAAAAACAAGAUAGGCAUGGUAAGUCUGAAGUGAUCCCAACCAAUGUAACAAGUAAUCUUGAAGUCACACCACCUAGAAACUAUGCUGUUGAUAAAAAAGCUGGUGAUAAUGUUGGCGUGAAAAAUUUUUUUGCUCAAAAAGAAGAUAUUUGUGACAUUGUUCCAAUAUACACUGAAGACUUUAACUCAGAUGUUGAAGAAGGUAGUUUUAAUGAACAUAAAUCCCCGCCUAGACCUGCAGCAAACAAUUCAAACAAGUUACACAAAAGUCCAAUUUUGAGUAAAUCUCGAAGGUGCAGUUCAAAGAAAAAUAAUAAUGAUUUAUCAGUAUCAAAUACGUCCAUCACUUCAAGCAAUGAUGGCAAAAUUAGUUGUCCAAAUACCCCAAUUAAUCUGGAAAAGAGUGGUGGUAAUAAAAUAGAUGAUGAUAAGUUUGACAGAGAGCCUUUACAUGAAAUUGAAAACAAUGUAUGUACUACACCAAAAAGACAAAACAAAAAUGAUAUAAUAUUAGGCCUUUCAAAAAUUAAUUAUGGCAAAACUGAAUUCACCGAAAAAUGUAAAAAGCUGAGACAAUCCAAGUUGACUUUGAGAAAAAUAAUUCCAGUGAUAGACAUCAGUAAAAAUGAUGCAGAUGAAAAUAAGAAUAGUCAAAGUAAAGAGUGCAAUAGUAGUUGGAGUGAAACAUUUUUUAAUAAUGAUAAUGCAAGUAAGAGUAAUGAUAACAAAAAAGAAACUAAUUUUAAAAUAAAUGUAAGCAGUACUUGUGUUAAUAAGGAACCUGCAUUAAAAGAUGAUUCAGCGAGUUGGAUAGCUAAAAGUAAUGUAACAAAUAAAAGUGCAUGUGAAGAUGAAUUGGUAGAAAAAAGUCCGUCUCACAGUGAAACAUCAAAAUUGAGAAAUAAGCUCAGUAUGAAAAUGCCUGAUACUAACAAGUCAAAACCAAGACAUACCACUGAAAGCAGUGAUAACGUGAAAAACUUAAAAAAUUCUAAACUUUUGACAAAUGAAUGUAAAACUAAUACAACCAAUCAACGUCGGCACGAUUCAAAAAACAACUAUAAUGUAUUUUCCAAACCAACUACUUCCAAUCAAGCUAAUGAACUUGGUAGAAUAUUUAUGGGAGAAAAGAGAAAGUCAUUUGAAUGCGAAAAAACUCUCAGUGAUGAAACUUUCUUUUCACCUGCUGAAAUAACUGACCAUAGAAAUCGUAAUGCAGAUUUUCAGGAAAAUGUUACUGAUUUUGAAAAUAAAAAAAAAAGUGCAUCUCCACCAACAAAAAAAAUGCUCAUGUCCAACUUUGAUGUAGUACCCAAACGAAAAGACAAAAGUCCUAAAUUUGCUUAUAAAGAAGCACCUGUAAGAAAAAAAUCUGAAAGAGCUUUAUUACCAGGCUGGUCGUGUAGAGAUUGUGAAAAGUGGUAUGAUGAUUUACCAGAAAAUGAGAAGAGAAUACGUCAGAAUGAAUGCUCACGGCAUAGAGGGAAAUAUAAAGCGCAUAAUUUGACCCCAGAUAGUUUCUGGAAUCCUGAAUUUGAAGACGAUGGAUAUAAUUAUUCUUUUGAUUAAUAAUAUUAAUUUGUAGGUGUAUAAAGUACUUGCUGAUGGUAAAACA